This is a messenger RNA of Scophthalmus maximus (turbot), 2631 nucleotides long. RefSeq names its product dynein axonemal assembly factor 11 (gene dnaaf11). Gene Ontology annotation, molecular function: protein binding. The record is from RefSeq and is a predicted model, not a curated record. Gene Ontology annotation, cellular component: cytoplasm. The transcript is spliced from 11 exons. The coding region runs from base 1033 to 2460 and encodes 475 amino acids. NCBI's taxonomy places the organism in Eukaryota, Metazoa, Chordata, Actinopteri, Pleuronectiformes, Scophthalmidae. Gene Ontology annotation, biological process: outer dynein arm assembly.
AGAACUUUCAAAAUAAAAGAUUGGCGCGUGGUGCAUUCAGGCUCCGCUUGUAAACUCGACUUUCGAUAGCAAAACUUAAGAAAGAGAAAAAAGAAAAAGAAAAUACACAUGAAAUAUGAACAAUUUGGAAAGGUUGUAUUUUAUUUAAUAACAAGAACACAAGUGCUUCUUCAAAGCUCCAUCCAGAAACCCAGUAAUAAUACUUAAGAUAUGUUUUUAUGUCAGCGAAGGACAAAAAUCGACUUUUCCUAUAAUUUUUUUUUAUUUUAAAUUUUUUUUUUAAAUAACAUGAGAAAGAACAGUGACAUUUGAAGAAAAUACAAAUAAAAUAUGAAAAAGUUCAAACUAACUAAAGCAAAGUAAAUCAUAGUGUUUCUAUUUUAUCUAAUAACAAGAACAGGAGUUCCUCAUCAAAACUCAUCUACAAACACAGUAAUAAUAUUUUAGAUCUUUUUUUAAGUCCAUGAAGGACAAAAAAAGGAUAUCUCCAAACUCGACUUUCGCUAUCAUUUUUUUUAAUUUUUUUUUUUAAAUUACAUGAGAAAUAACAGGGAUAUUUGAAGAAAAUACAAAAAAUAUGAAAAAGUUCUAAAUAAGUAAAUAAUAAUAAUAAUAAUAAUAACAAUAAUACAUUUUAUUUAUAGAGCACUUUUAAAGUAAAGUAAGUCACAGUGUUUCUAUUUUAUUGUAAUAACGAGAACACGGAUGAGGCUUCAAAUCUCCAUCCAGAAAACUAAAGUAAUAAAAUUGUAAAUAAAAAAAAUAGGAAAGGACAAAAAAUGACAUAAUUAUCGAAAAAUAAAUAAAUGUAGUAAUACAGAAAAUCUUUGAAACAUACAACAGUAGUUGCAAAUGCUAUGUUUUCCUGUUUGUACCUCCACUGAGCCAUUUGUGAUGUGUUUAGUAUUUUCCCACAGCACUCAAAGGCAGCACCGGGUCGGUUUCCACAGUAACGGUUGACAACAGAAGAAGAAGAAGAAGGAGAAGAAGAAGGAGAAUAAGAAGGAGAAGAAGAAGGAGAAGAAGAAGAAGAUGGUUUACAUCACUGAGGACUUGGUGCGGCGGCGAUCCGAGCACAACGAGUGUGAGAUCUUCUCCCUGGAGGAAGUUUCUCUGCACCAGCAGGACAUCGAGAGGAUCGAGCACCUGGACCGGUGGUGUCGGGACCUGAGGAUCCUCUACCUGCAGAACAACCUGGUCCCCAGGAUGGAGAAUCUCGGUCGUCUGAAGAAACUGGAGUAUUUGAAUUUGGCCUUGAACAACAUUGAAGUUAUUGAAAACCUUGAAGGCUGCGAGAGCCUCCAGAAGUUGGACCUGACGGUGAACUUCAUCGGCCUCCUGAGCAGCGUGGAGUCGCUGAGACACAACGUCCACCUCACGGAGCUCUUCCUGGUGGGGAACCCCUGCGCAGACUUCCAGGGCUACAGGCAGUACGUGGUCGCAGCGCUGCCCCAACUCAAGUGGCUGGACGGGACGGAGAUCAGCCGGUCGGAGAGGAUCCGAGCCUCGCAGGGCCUGGGGGAGGUGAGGAGGAGAGUCCGGCAGCAGGAGGAGGAACAUCUGAGGAGGAGGGCCGAGGAGAAGGAGGAGGAACAUCUGAGGAGGAGGGCCGAGGAGAAGGAGGAGGAACAUCUGAGGAGGAGGGCCGAGGAGAAGGAGGAGGAGCAGCAGAGGAGGAGGGCCGAGGAGAAGGAGGAGGAACAGCAGAGGAGGAGGGCCGAGGAGGAGAGAGGGGAGGGGACGAGAAGGAAGCUGAAGGAGGACGAGGACCGGCGGGAGAAGGAGUUCUGGAACACGCCGUGUUCCUUCACCCCCGAGUCUCGUCUGGAGGCUCAUCGCCACCUGGAGGAGAAGAGGAGGGCGAAGGAGAAGGUGAAAGAGAAGAAGCCGAGGGCCUCGAGGACCCUGAUCACUGCCGCCGGACGAAUCAUGAACGUCAACGAGCCCAAGCUGGAUUUCUCUCUGACUGAAGACGAACAAAACAACACCAUCGUCCUAGAGUUGUCGGUUUACAGACACAUGGACACGUCCCUGAUGGACGUGGACGUUCAGCCGACAUACGCCAGAGUCAGCGUCAAAGGAAAGAUAUUUCAGAUGGUCCUGCCCGCAGAAGUGAGGCCCGACGGCUCGACAGCGCUGAGGUCCCAAACCACCGGACAUCUGGUCCUCACCAUGCCCCGGGCUGAAGGUGAAAUCAAAGUGAAAAAGAUCGUCUCACGGCCAAUCAGACGCAGCCGCUCGCAGCCCGAGGACGACAAGAGAAAAGCUGCGGGUCCCGAGCGGCUGGAGGUCGAUCCCGGCGCGAGCACGGCCCUCGACCUCGGCAGCAUUGUGCGGUGCCAGAUUGCCGGACGAGGUUCACUGGAAGCGCCCAGAGCAGCGCCGCCGCCUCCCGCCGCAGCUCACAGCGGCUUCUCCGACGUGUUCCUGGACGAUCCCGACGUCCCGCCGCUCAUAUGAGACUGUAGACGUGUGAGGCCUCUGGUCGCCUGGCCACGUGAUAACAUAACUAUGUGUUCAUAUACGAGUUAGAUAUAGUCCAUGAGGUGGACCGACCUCCGUGUGAGUCUCCAUGUUUCUACGUUGUGUUGAAUAAGCUUGUUGAACUAAACGCUCCAGAAUACGUUGCGU